AUGCCGGAUCAUUCAACGGCUUAUAUAGGGACAGCCUUUGCGGCUGGAGUAUGCCUAGCUCUCGCAUACCAGGAGCUUUCGCGUUCAAAAUGUGAAGGAAAAUCACAGGAACAACCACAACCUCAAGCACAAGGCCUGGAAGCCCGAGCCGGUCCGCCGGCUAUUGUCGAAGGCAUUGAGGGCUGCAUUGGGAACACGCCUCUCUUCAGAAUCAAAUCACUAUCAGAUGAAACAGGAUGCGAAAUCCUCGGCAAAGCAGAGUUUCUGAACGGCGCCGGUCAAAGCUCUAAAGACCGAGUAGCGUUGAGCAUGAUUCAAAUUGCGGAAGAGCAAGGUAUUUUGACGCCUCAUGCAGGCGAUACCAUCUACGAAGGUACAUCAGGAUCAACAGGUAUCUCGCUAGCGACUCUCGCCCGCGCAAAGGGAUACCUGGCACACAUCUGCCUGCCUUCGGACCAGGCAAUAGAAAAGUCCAAUCUACUCCUCAAACUCGGCGCAAUUGUCGACCGGGUGCCCCCGGCACCGAUUGUGGAGAAAGACAACUUUGUGAAUCGCGCUCGAGCAUUGGCAAAGACGCAUACAGCUUCUUCUGGCCUUGAGUCCACGUCAGAAGAUGAUCUCCCCACCGAUGAGCGUAUGACUCGUGGCCGUGGCUUCUUUGCCGAUCAGUUUGAGAAUGAAGCUAAUUGGCGUGCUCACUACGAUGGUACUGGUCCGGAACUAUAUGCCCAGUGUGGUGGUCGGAUCGAUGCUUUCGUAGCCGGGGCCGGGACUGGCGGGACAAUCUCCGGUGUGGCACGCUUCCUGAAGCCUUUGUUGCCCAAGCUUGAGGUUGUCCUGGCUGAUCCACAAGGAAGUGGGCUGUUCAACCGCGUCGUUUAUGGUGUCAUGUUUGACGUGAAGGAGCGAGAGGGCACAAGGCGUCGUCGACAGGUCGAUACAAUCGUUGAAGGAAUCGGGAUUAACCGUGUGACUGCGAACUUUGAGGCCGGCAAGGAAUUAGUCGAUGACGCAGUACGUGUUACGGAUGCCCAGGCUCUGGCCAUGGCCCGGUGGCUUGUUGAAAAGGACGGUAUCUUUAUCGGAAGCAGUAGUGCGGUGAAUUGCAUUGCCGCUGUCAAGACGGCAAGAAAACUAGGCCCUGGCCAUAGAAUUGUCACAGUACUCUCCGACUCCGGGUCACGGCAUCUGUCUCGAUUCUGGGCCAAGGCUGGAGACGUCGGUGGGGCCACCGAUACCAAACUUGAGGAUGUAAUGAAUGCCCGGGAUGAAGACUUCGAAUAG
Messenger RNA from Penicillium olsonii, 1284 nucleotides. NCBI's taxonomy places the organism in Eukaryota, Fungi, Ascomycota, Eurotiomycetes, Eurotiales, Aspergillaceae. The record is from the annotation of a GenBank genome assembly.